Molecule: messenger RNA, 8069 nt
Organism: Stegostoma tigrinum
Lineage: Eukaryota; Metazoa; Chordata; Chondrichthyes; Orectolobiformes; Stegostomatidae
Product: probable ATP-dependent RNA helicase DDX17
Exons: 12
Coding region: 220-1524 (434 amino acids)
Biological process (GO): alternative mRNA splicing, via spliceosome
Cellular component (GO): nucleus; cytoplasm; ribonucleoprotein complex
Molecular function (GO): ATP binding; RNA binding; RNA helicase activity
Source: RefSeq, a predicted model, not a curated record
AAAAGGGGUGUUCCCGACUGGGGUCCGGCGGGAGGGAGAAGGACAGCUGUUUCGGGUUUCGGCGCGGAGUACGGCUGUUCCUGUUCAGGAUCCGGCGGGAGGGGGCUGUUCCCAACCGAGAAUCCAGCGGGAGGGUCGGCUCUUCCGGCAAGUUGCUGCUGAACCUAUCGCAGGAACUGCGGCUUUUCUUUGUUCCCCGACGCCGAGAAUCGAGCGAAAAUGAGAGGAUUCGGUGGAGACCGUGACCGCGGUAGAGACCGAGGAAGUAAUGGCCCACGGUUUGGUGGAGGGCCUAGCCGUGGGGGCCCAUCACUUGGGAAGAAAUUUGGACAGCCUGGAGAACGCUUGAGGAAGAAGAAGUGGGACCUGGAGGAGUUGCCAAAAUUUGAGAAGAACUUCUAUGUGGAGCACCCUGAAGUGGUUCGACUAAGCCCGUACGAUGUGGAGGACUUUCGCAGAAAGAAAGAGAUUACAACAAAAGGAACAGACUGCCCAAAACCAGUGUUCCAGUUUCACCAAGCAAAUUUCCCCUCUUAUGUGAUGGACGUUCUGUGUUCACUGAAUUUUGUGGAGCCGACACCAAUCCAAUGCCAGGGUUUUCCAGUGGCACUCAGUGGGCGUGACAUGGUUGGAAUUGCACAGACUGGAUCUGGUAAAACUCUGGCUUACCUACUGCCAGCCAUUGUGCACAUCAACCACCAGCCAUUCCUGGAGCGUGGUGACGGUCCCAUUUGCUUGGUAUUGGCACCAACUCGAGAGCUAGCGCAACAGGUUCAGUUGGUUGCAGAAGACUAUGGGAAAUCUUCACGAAUAAAGAGCACUUGCAUUUAUGGAGGCGCGCCUAAAGGCCCUCAGAUCCGGGACCUAGAAAGAGGAGUAGAAGUCUGUAUUGCAACCCCAGGCCGUUUAAUUGACUUUCUGGAAGCUGGGAAGACGAAUCUGCGUCGCUGUACCUACCUGGUCCUGGAUGAAGCUGACCGAAUGUUGGAUAUGGGAUUCGAACCUCAGAUCCGGAAGAUUGUGGAGCAGAUCCGACCGGACCGACAAACACUGAUGUGGAGUGCCACUUGGCCUAAAGAGGUGCGGCAGCUAGCAGAGGACUUCCUGCGUGAUUAUAUCCAGAUCAAUGUUGGAGCCCUUGAGCUGAGUGCCAACCACAACAUUCUCCAAAUUGUUGACGUGUGUCAGGAGACUGAGAAAGACCUGAAAUUGCUACAUCUGAUGGAGGAAAUCAUGGCAGAGAAAGAAAAUAAGACCAUUAUCUUUGUAGAGACCAAACGUCGCUGUGAUGAUCUGACUCGGAGAAUGCGGAGAGACGGGUGGCCAGCAAUGUGCAUUCAUGGAGAUAAAAGUCAGCCUGAGAGAGACUGGGUCCUAAAUGAAUUCCGAUCCGGAAAGGCACCCAUCCUUAUUGCAACUGAUGUUGCAUCUCGCGGUCUAGGUACAGGCCUGCGGCAAGGCCUAGGCAUGACAAAACGAGCACCAAGAGGGAGAGGAGAUAUCCAUCUACCGCCACCUACAUAAACCAAGCUUAGCCUUACCGUGUGGGGUCUUAUCCCCUAUGCACUGGGCUGGCUGUCCCAAAUUUGGGGUCUUCGGAUAAUGUUUACCCCGACUUCUGUUAUCCAGCUCGCCCUGGCACUGUCUGGUUCUACCUCUGCAGCGGACUGGUUCGUUAAAUAAAUAGGGUCUUCAGAUAAUGUUUUUUCCAACUGACUGAAUAUCCAGCUUGUCCUGGCCUUGUGGGGUUCAUGCCCUGCUCCAAGCCAUCUUAUUGGAGAGAAUACUUAGGGGACUUCAUAGAUAUUGACUUGCCCAUCAAACCAGCAUAGCCUAGCAAUGAGGCAAUAAAGUUCUGUACUACUUGAGUUCACCUAUCAACCAGGAUACUAUACAGGUUCCAGGUAAUCUUACCCAUCUUAGUCAGAUGGUGUACAAUGGGGUCCAGCUGAAUUUAUGGCUCUGUGCCCAAUCAGGGCACAUUUAGUUGAGAUUUUUGGAUACAUGUUAAAUGUUGCCCCUUACUUGAUGAGAGAUAUUCUAAAAAUGGGAACAUGUAUUCAAGUGUACUUCUGAGAGGUCAGUAGACAUAGUACACUUAACACCAUCUAUUAAAUAGUCUUAUGGUUAAAUAUUAUUCUGUGACUCCAGAAUUCCUUUUGAAAGUGGAGCACCGAAACUUUUGGUUACUUUAUUUAUCAGUAUUCACUCUUUGAAAUCUGGACUUCAAUUAUAGAAACUACCAUAACUGCCAUAUUCUGGAUUCCACAUGCAUAACAUCAGCUGUUGCCCUCAGUUAUGCUAGAGUUGUUGAUGAGGUUUGAGCCAUUAUUCUGAUCCAAACAAACAAUUGUUUUGUGUAAUGUAUGUGAAAGAUUGCAUGGGUACCUGUUAUAAGUAUGGACCCUGCAGUUGCGUGAUCCAGAUGCAGAUGCAGGGAAGUCUUGCCUUUUGAGGUACUCUUUUUAUGGCAAUUUUAUUGUUCAGGUGUUGCUCUUAUUUUCCAGGCACAUCUAAUACUGUGUUAGAUUAAUAACAAGGGGCAAUAGAAAUUGUGCUAAUGUGCUCCCUGAUUGUGCACAUGUAGAAUACCCUUAUUGUUUUCCACAGGAGCACUUAAAGAGCCCACAUUUGAAAGAGAUUAAUAUAAACUGCUUUUGAAUGUAGCAGUGAGGUAGGCUGAACCCUUGAUUUGUGGGCAUCCUGAUGGCUAAUGGGCUUUGAAACCAGUUACAAAUAGAUUUGUUGUCCAAGGGAUACAACUUAAUCCUGUGUAUCCCCAGCUUGGUCUGAAAAAACCUGUUUAGCAAUCCAUCUCUUCAGUUUUCUAACAGCUGGAAUUCAGUAUAAUUUCAGUAUUUUACUGACAAAAAUGGCUUUAUCUGAAACCCUGUUCAUUGAAAACCAGCACAAAAGCCAGUUCCAAGAUCAGAAAAUUGAAAGCAGAACCAAAAUUCCCUGUUAAAUUCUGACAUUUCCCUUAUAUUAUCCAAAUUUGAUUUACUUAUAAUUGGUUUACUGCUGAAACUAAGGGGCGUGUGGAAUUGUCUGCUGAUUAGGGGUUUCACACCAAGCACUACAUUUACAUGGCCGGCCAGUUCUGCACUCAAACUGUUACGUGCCUCAGAGCUAGAAAAAUCUUUCUAGCCACUAAUGGGAACGCCAUACAUGCACUGACAGUUACUGGCCCACUAUUUCACACUAAGAUGGACAGACUGUUCCGAAGUAACUUCCCCUUUAACGGGCACUGGUAGUAAACUAGGAAUUAAUAGCAUAUAUGUUCUUGGUCUUUUUACUUAAAGGGUUAGAAGGUUUGUUAAGUGUGGCUGUUACAAAAUAAAGGUCCCUUAAUGGGGAAACUCCAGAUGGAACAGUUUGCUCAUUCUUAGUUCAGACUGCAAAAAGAAACUACUGAAUCCCCGCUGGUUAGCAACAAUUGCAGCCAACUGAUCCAUCUGCUGGAUUUGUGGCUCUAUUGCAAUCCCUGGGGAAUGGUUUCUAAUGAGAACUAGAGUAACGUGGUGCAAACAGUUUACUCUCAACUAUUGUGAAACCCCUACUGCCAAGCAUGCCAAGUAUCUCCCUCACCUUCACAGGACGUCAUGUCGGGGCUUGUCCGGUAACAUCUUGGGCCUGUCUGAGUUGCGCUGCCCGAAAAACGGGUUGCAAAAAAAGUUUUUAAGGUAGGAAUGAGUAGAUUGCUGCUUUCUGCAUCUUGCCUAGAUGUUGUCAGAAUUUAAUACAAAACAGAACUAUUUCAUGUAGGUUACAGUCUGUUUCUUGUUACCGACUGAUUCUACCAGGCUGGGAAAAAUUUUGUUUUGAAACAUUGGAGUAUUGUGGAGAGCCAGUAGACAAUAGUUUGUAAGGCCAGCUUUGAAUAUGUGUGUUAGGGACUUGAGCUUUUCUGGUGCGAACAAUCUUGCUCUGUAGGAAAAUGCUAGUUCCAAGAGAAUGAAAUAUGUGUGUUUUGAUCAAAUCACAGGAACUACAACAUUUCUUAAUAUUUUUCCCAGUCUGCCAUUAAUAAUGGGCUCUGAGUUUUAAAAUCUGCAUUCUGUCGUGCAAAGCAAUCAUAGCAAGGUCAUAGUAAAAAGCAAACAAAGUAGUUGUAUUGAAUUUGGAAAAUCUGAGUUUUUAUGCUCCGUGCAUAGUUCCUCUGAUCCUUAUUCCUUAACAUAGCUUUUCCUGUCCUUUGUUGUCAACUGGGAAAGAAUUGUCAUAGAUUCUCCACAGCUUCAACAUCAGAGACAUCGCUUAUGUCUGACACUUGACAACAAUUUAAAAGAUAUAGUUCACAAGCUUCUUGCUCUGCUCCACAUAAAGAUAACCUUUGUCAUGGUUUGGAUUUGUCAUUCUAUUAGCUUUUUUCCCUUCCAUGAUAAAAGGCUGCUGGAAAAUGUGCUCCCUAUGGUUUGUUGAAUAUGUAUAAGUUAUCUGAAAAAUACCGAUCAACAAGCAGAACACCAUAUAUGACACUGGAGCUGGUAGUGUGCUAGGAUGAGCUCAGAUAUGAGCCAAACUUAGAUUUUGCACCAGUAAUGCUUCUUUUCAGUAAGUUUGCAGUAUAGCUAAUGUAUUGUUGCAGGCAGCGCACUGACUGGCAUUUGGUUAUUCAGUAAACCUGUCUUGUGACUUGCUGUGAGUGUUAAGGUGCCUAUUUUUGGUGAUCCUGGUUCUCCAAGAUAUUGAAAUAAAUGUUAACAUGAAAAGUACUGUCUCGUGGUCACCUGAAGCCGGAAAGUGACACAGUUUGGCUUCCUUCAUGCAACUUUGAGAUGCAGACAUUUGCAGUUAUAAAAUAUGAAAAGGUGGCUGUAGUUGUCAGCAGCAACCAUGGAUAGUAGGACCCAGCUGAUGAUAUAAGCUUUUAGCUUCACUAUUGUGAUAAACUACUUGUCCUAUAAAAUGGAGUGUCCUUUAAACCUUGCUACUUGAGAUCCAUAUCUCUGCUGUUUGUCUGCUUCUGUCUCUAUAUGAUAUCAGUAUGUGCUAUAAUGAUUUGUUUUUCAUUUUUCAUGUACACUUUUCAUAUCUGUUUAUCUCUUUACUUCUGACUGUCUGUUGGGGUGAGUAGUUCAGUCACUGUAAUGUUCAUCUUUUUAUUUAAAAUAGGAGGAGAUAGGAUAGUGAAACUUGAGCCCAUUCUUGUAAUGAGAAACAGACUUCAAUAAUAGUUUGUCAGUAAACUUCAAAGAAAAAUAUUCUGAAAUGUUUCAAAGUAAGUCUGGGCACGAGAUGCAGCCUUGGUUGGGGUGUUGUCUUAUUUUUGGAGAGUGGGUUGGAGGACCUACUUUAAUACCAAACUACGGCCCUUUGGUGCCACCUGAAAGUCGGGCUACAGAAAGUAUUCAGCUAUCCAUCCCAGCGUGUGGGACCUCUCGCUACAAGGGAAUGCUUGAUGCAUGCUCUCCCAGCUCCACUGGUCCCGUGCCUCAGGGCGGAGGUCGAAAGGAGACCGCCAGAACCAAAGAAACGGGAUUGGCUGCGGCAAUACGAUGGAGGGAGUGUGCAUCGGACUGGUAAAUACUACUCAAUACAGAAGGCAGGAAAUCCAUAUUUUCUAGGCAUCAUCUUCUAAAUACAGAUUUUGAAGGGUUAAGUUAUGUCUUUAUAAUCUGAAAUUAUCACUAAGGUUAAAAGUUAUUCAGUUAUUGGUACAGUAGGAGCUAACAUAUGGUGUGCUGUUGACUUUAAUCAUUGGCAGCCCAUGGGUACAGUUAAAAUGCUUUUAGAAAUCAGCUGCUUACAAAAACUCAGACUAAUUCCCUGCAGAAGGUUUCCUUCACAAUUCAGAAUGCGUGAACAGAACAGUGCUUGCUGCUUCCUAAAGCUAAGCAUAAUUUCAAGAUGUAAUUAGCUACUCAGCUCUUGUGCCCAUAUUUUCAAUGGGAGAAAAAUUAAGGUGAUGGCCAGUGGAAUGGUUCUGGUUUUGGUUUAGAACACUGCCCCAUUUCUGUCAAAGUUCAUAGUAAUCAGCCGUUGCACAAAGCCAAUUUCCAAGCACAUUCUGACUCUCGGAUAAACUAGGUAUCAUUGAGACCCAAAUAUCUUCAGAUUGAGAUAGUUAAGUCUUGUCAUUUGAUGUAUUUUGAAGCAUCACAGUUCUUGAUUAUAUAAAUAUAUAUGUAUACCCAUAAAUGUUAUAAUCAAGCCAAGAGUGAUAUUUUUGAGAAUAUUGUAUGGAAGAUUUCUUAUGUAAUUACUCCAUUCAGAAUAUUGUGGUGGAAUCUGAUGCCUGAAUGUAGAUUUAAAUAUGCCAGUCAAUGGUCAGCUUGUCAUUGUUGUGCCAGCAUUCUGGAGUAGCAGAAUAGAUUCUGGUGAUUAGAAACCAGUAAUUUAAGGAUAAUUUCUAGGCCUAAGCAGCAUUGUGAACUUCUGUUCACAUUACUGCAACAUCUAGGAAACUUAUGGGAGUAUUCCUUCACAGAUCUACAUUUGAGACCCGAGUUAAAUAAUACUUGUCAUUUAAGCAAAUGAAGCUCUCCUUGGGGCUCUUAGGGAAUAUUGGUGUGUGUUCUUGUUUCACAGAAUCAAGGUAGUUAUAACUCGAGCAUCACUGAGUGGCUAUUUACUAGGUUCAAAAUAACAUCACUCAUAACUUAGCUCUUCCUGUAAACGUAUCUCUGGUAGCACCACAAACUCUUAUUUUGUUUAGUAUGGUGCCUGGGGAAGUGUUUUAAAUCUUGUGAUAUUUGGUACUGGAGAGUUAUUCUGACUUUGCCUUUUAUCGCUAAAUAAGAGGGACAUUGUUAUCAGAAGUGCUUCUUUAAUCAUUAACAGAUACCACAUCAUAAACUGUAAUCUGGUUCAAGUAGUACAUUUUAUUUAUUGGACUUUGUGUAGCAAUUUGUUUUCCCUCAAAGUAAAAGUCUGAGCAUAUUUGACCAAAUUAAGAGCGAGGAAAUCUUGUGUUGUUCAUGUAUCUUUCCCGCAAAGUGUCGUGUUAGCCACUUUUCAAAAUUAAGAUUGGUUUUUCUUGAAGGUGUUGGUGGUGAAUGGCAGGUUAGGAUUUUAGUCUGAAGUUUGUGAACUGUUAUUGAAAGUUCAAUUUCAAGGUUUUGAGAGAAUGCUAGGAUAGGCUGGAUAUUCAGGUCCAGCAAGUAAGCUCUGUGAUUUCAUUGUUUACAGGACACUUGUUCUUGUGUUGUUUCCUUCAUAGAAGAAAGUGGCAUGCAGAAUGGUACUAUUAUAACAAGCUUUACCAACAUCAGAAACAGACUUGUGGAGGGUGUGACAUGUUACAUCUACUCCUGUAGAAUUACCUCCCUCCUCUUUGUGUCUCUUGUCAAAGCUCAGCUGUUUCUUUAAUAGUUUUUGUUUGAGCUGCUAUAAGAUACAAGAAGUAAAGUUGGGUAGAGACCAGGGCUUGUAAAAGUUUAAAAUACCUAGUUUUUGAUUAUGUAAAAUGAUAUUGCAGGGCCUUUCUUGAUUGAACCAGAUUUAUCUGCAUCGCCUUUUAGAAGGUAAAGCUGGUGAAAGGAGCAGUUACAGGUGCUGAAAAUGUGUUAUAAUUGGUGAUGUACAGGGAUGUCUGGCUUUCCCAAAUGUAUAACUAGAGAGGAACAAUGCUUCCCAGACCAAAACUAACAGUCUGUGUUCUGGGGCAACAUGUUUUGAGAAUUCCAGGUGUUUUUCUAGUUGGUAGAGUGGUGGAUCUGCUGUCUUAAGAGAGCCGUGUGCAUUAAAAGUGGAUCAGAAAAGCUAUUUUACGUUUGUGCUCAGUGUUCUGCUGUUUGAUAUGUGAAAUUUCAAAGCAUGGUGUGGGCUUUUAAAAUUUUGCAUGUGAUGGGGAUCCAUUGCAGUACAGUAGCAUAAACUGUAAAGGUACUUGCACUUGAACCUUUGUUCUAAUUGAUCUCUUUCUACCUGGCUGUUGUGGUGUGCUGUUUGUGCUGCUUCAAUUUGGCACAUUCCCUAUCUCUCCACACCACACUGCAACUCUGCUUUUACAGAUGUGGAAGACAUCAAAUUUGUCAUCAAUUACGACUAUCCCAAUUCCUCAGAGGACUAUGUACAUCGGAUUGGCCGUACAGCACGCAGUACUAAUAAAGGCACAGCCUACACCU